GUCUGCUCGAAGCGGGUCUGGUCACCGGCUCUGCCUUCCGCCCCCCCCAGCCAGAGAGAAAGAGAAGCGGGGAGCGGACGCUCCUGCGGAGAAAUGAAAGUGAAACUGGCCCUGCAAGCUGGGAGCCGCCCAGGCCUCACAGCAGGAGCUGGUCAUGGCCGGGGAGGCGACGUGCCCCUUCCCGCUGGUGGUGGAGGGGGCUUGGGGGGGCUCGGGGCUCCCCAAGAACCUAAAGAAAAAACUCCUCUGCUACUUCCAGAGCGGGAAGAAAUCCGGAGGGGGGGAGUGCGAGAUCCAGGAGCGGCCCGGCCAGGUCCUGGUUUGCUUCGCCCAGGAGGCAGUGAGGCAACGAGUUCUUGAGAAAAGGACCCAUGAGCUCGAUUUGCCAGAGACAGGAGGAUUAAAGCUCGUUGUCACAUGGCCUGAAACAACAGGUGCAACCGAAGAGGCCGUGUUUCAGGAAGAGUUGGAUCCCAAACAGACUUUAAAGACAGCAGGCAAAGCCCAGGAGCAAGAUGUGCAGGAAGUCUUGCAAAGAAAGGAACGUUCGGCGCAGAAUAGUGUACCCCAUGUGGAGAAUAUUCAAGAACACCCCCAAACGACUUCAUCUCUACUUGUGCUUGAAAAUAUAGAAGAGUCUGUCACAGAAUGCAUGUUAAUUAUGCUGUUAGAGACUAUCAGUGGCUUAUCAGGAGACAAGGACUUCAGUAUGGAAAUUAUACCUGAAAUAAAUGCUGCCGUAGUUACCUUUUUAAAAAGUAUAGAUACCGUGAAAUUUUUGGACAUAUGUGCCCAAAACAACAGAAUGAAAAACUUAAAAAUUACUUCCAGGCUUCUUGAAUUGACACAAAGCAUCAAGGCUGAAAACAUACCAUCUAAUGUUCCUAAAGAUUAUAUAACGAUCUACUUUGAAAGUCCAAAGAAUGGAGGUGGCCCAGUAUUAGAUGUUAAAUAUUUCUGUGAGGAGAAGUCAGCUAUCAUUACUUUUUGUGAUCACAAAGAUCUGAAUACUGUCUUGGAAAAGCAGCAUUCCCUUGAUCAAACACCAAUUUCUGUACAUCCGUACUACAGUUCUUUGGGUACAGCUCUUUAUGGAAAGAAGAGACCACUAAUAAAGAUGCCAGAACCAAUCAGAAUCCCAGUGGAUCCUUACAUCUUGCAGUUUUUACAGAGCCAUGAUAGAUUAAUACAAGAAAUAAACCAGGAAAUGGAAAAUUGCCAAUGUGAGCUAAAAUGGCCCCAAACCAAAUGUACACACCCAGAAAUUACAUUGUGUCCUUCAGCAACUUUGUCUAAACAGAGAAGGUCAAUGAUUAAAUUGAUUGGGACUUGGAAAGAGGAUGUUUCCACUGAGUUCUCUUGUGUCAUGUCAAAGUACAAGGCUAUUAAGUGCAAAGUAAAUGCAGUGGUUUGGGAAGCCAUAAAAAACAGAUUGGCGAAGGACGGUGUUUUGACCAUACCUGAUGUUUCUAAGGAGAUGGUUAUCAUAGCAGGUGACAUGUUGGCUGUGGAGGAUGUGGAGAAAGAACUGAAAGAACAUAUGGAAAACGCUGUGAGAGAAACAGAAAGGGAAAAGCAAAAUACAGAAAUAACUGUGUCAGUUCCCCCAGGAAAGUAUGCAAUUUUACACAAUGCUGGGCUAGAGAAGAAUAUUUACAAGGAGUACCCAUGCUUGAAGAUCUCUUAUGAUGCUGCAAAGAAGUCAGUUGGCCUAUGUGGAGUAGCUGCAGAAGUUUAUAAAGUCAAAAGUGACAUACUGGAAAAGGUGCAGAACAUGGCACAGAAGUCAAUUACUAUUCAUCCUCAGAUUUUCCAGUUCCUACAGCACAUCGAUAAUGAAACUCUGUCACAGAGCUUAUUUGUGACAAAUCAAGUCAAUGCCUUUUAUCAGCUUGAGAAUGAUACUGUACUGCUGGUAGGAGACUCUCCUAAAGUUCUCUUAGAAGCAGAAGAACGAAUGAAGACAGAGUUAGACUAUAAAUGCAUUACUCUGGAAGACCGAGAAGUCAUCAAAAAGAGAGAAUGGAGGGAACUCACUAGCACCUUGUACAAGACAUAUAAUGCAUUCCAGGAAACUCUAAUAAUGGAUGACCUGCUCUCUCUGGAAGGAGAUCAGAAAGUAGUUAUUGCUGGUUAUUCUAAAGCUGUAGCAGAAGCUUAUCGAAAGCUUUCUGUGUUUGUAGAUAGAAACACACAGGUGCAAAAAUUAAUCCCAGUUCAGUCUGUGGCAGUUGUACAGUUCAUAGAGAAGGAAAAAUCCCACAUUUGUCAUGAAUUGAGAAAGAAAGAUGUGACGAUUAAUUUUGGCACACGGACUUCACAUAAAAGUAUUUCCCUGAGUGGACCAAAGGUAGAAGUAUUGAAGGGCAUCCGCCUGAUUGAACAAAUUCUGUCUUCGCUAUAUUCUACAAAUGUGUUAAUUGAUAAACCGGGAGCCAAAGCAUUUUUCAGAGACAAAGAACGCUUGUAUGUUAGUGAGGCAAAGCAUCAAUUUAACUGUCUGAUCAGGCUGCAAGAAGAUGGAGAAGAACAAAGAGAGGAUGGUAAUGAUACGACAAAACAGCUCCGCUGUAAAAUGAUCCUGCAAGAUGGAGUUGUAGUAGCAGUUUAUAAAGGGAAUUUGUGCAGUCAUCCAACUGACGUUGUGGUGAAUGCAUCAAAUGAGGACUUAAAGCAUAUUGGUGGCCUUGCUGAGGCCCUUUUAAAAGCUGCAGGGCCAGAACUACAAACAGAAUGUGACCGUAUUGUGCGGAAACGAGGCCCUUUGCAGCCUGGCCGUGCUGUUAUUACAGAUCCUGGGAACCUCCCAUGUAAACAAGUAAUUCAUGCUGUUGGGCCCAGGUGGAGGGAUCACGAGGCAGAAAAGUGCGUGCGCCUGUUAAAAAGAGCAGUGAAGGAAAGCCUACGCCUGGCUGAAACGUACAAUCAUCAUUCCAUAGCCAUCCCGGCUAUCAGCUCUGGGAUAUUUGGAUUCCCGUUAAAACUGUGUGCACAUUCAAUUGCAACAUCUAUCAAGGAAACCUUGGAAGAUUCUCCGGGGGAAAGCUGCCUGAAGGAGAUUCAUCUUGUGGACUUUACAGAAAAAACAGUUCAGGUUCUCACUGAUGCCUUGAAAGAAGUGUUUACAGAGAAAUCACCCCAACACAGUUUAUUGCCUCAGUCCAAAACAGGCCACCAGCCCAGAGAAAGUAGAGGUGCUCAGAACAGAAAGGGUCUCCAGGUGGUAACAACGGAUGAAGGUCUGAGUGUCAUACUGGAGAAGAGAGACAUUCAGGACGCCACAACGGAUGUGAUCGUAAGCAGCGUUGGCAUGGAUCUGCGGCUUGGUGUAGGUCCACUUUCUCAAAGUUUGCUGCAGAAGGCUGGACCAACACUCCAGCUUGAGUUCAAUGAAGAAAGCCAAAGACAAGUACCUACUCAAGGGUCUGUGUUCCAAACAAGUGGAUGUAAUCUGGCCUGCAGCUUUCUGUUCCAUGCCAUUGUUCCUGUAUGGGAUCAAGGAAGAGGCGCUGCCAUGACGACCCUAAAAGACAUAGUCAAAAAAUGUCUGAAGAAAACCGAAGAGCUGUCUCUACAGUCAAUCACGUUCCCAGCAAUUGGGACUGGUGGGUUUAGGUUUCCUAAACCCGUUGUUGCUAAAUUAAUGUUUGAUGAAGUGUUCAAAUUCAGUAGUAACCACAAUUUGAAGUCUCUUCAGGAAGUUCAUUUUCUGUUGCAUCCAAGAGAUACAGAUAAUAUUCAGGCAUUUACAGAUGAACUAGAAUCUAGGACCAAUGGGAAUCUCCAGGCUGUAUCAUCGAGUCCAAUUUCCUCUGGGCGUGUUACAACCCCAGUAUUGGGAGUUCAUGAAAUGCAGCUUGGUUCCAUUACAUUCCAGGUAGCAACGGGCGAUAUCACCAAGGAAAAUACAGAUGUGAUUGUAAACAUAUCAAAUUCAUCAUUUAAUGCCAAAUCAGGUGUCUUCAAAGCAGUGAUGGAAGCUGCCGGACCCCAGGUUGAACUAGAAUGUGCUAUGCUUGCCUUGCAGCCUCACAGUGGCUUUAUAACCACACAAGGUGGAAAGCUGAUGUGUGGUAAAAUUAUUCACCUCGUUCAUCAGAAAGAUGUUAAAGCUCUGGUCUCUAAAGUGCUCCAGGAGUGUGAACUGAGGAAGUACACAUCUGUCGCCUUCCCAGCAAUUGGAACAGGUCAGGCAGGGCGGAAUCCAGCUGAGGUAGCUGAAGAAAUGAUGGAUGCUAUAGUUGAGUUUGCAAGUACAAAAGCAGUCCAGCAUGUGAAAAAAAUUAAAAUAGUCAUCUUCCAGCCACAGAUGCAAAAUGUAUUUUAUGCAAGUAUGCAGAAAAGAGAAGGAGAUACAAUUUCACCAACAUCAGAAUCAUGGCUUUCUAAGUUAACUUCACUUUUAAUGGGCAAAAAACGUCCUCCUGGAAAGAAACGUGGAUUCGUGCUGGAGAAGAAAAUUGAGUUAGCCACAUUUCAGAUUUGUGGUGAAAGCCAAAAAAAUAUGGAAGCCACUGAAUCUUGGAUAAAAAGUCUGAUUUUAAAAGAACAGUAUGACAACAUUAUUUCAGAUGAAUUAAUUGACAGUUUUGGUGAAGCAGAAGCUAAGAAACUAAGUGAACUCCAGAAAAGCCUACAUAUUACCAUUCAUGUGGAAACCAAGGAAACUCCUCCUUUCGUUAGAGUUUCGGGUAUAACUAGAGAUGUCUAUGAAGCUUCCAUGAAAAUUCAAAACAUGAUCAAAAGAACUAAAGAUAACCAAGAAGAACAAUCAAAGGCAAAACUUGUCAGCAAUUUAGUACAGUGGAAGUAUUCCAUAAACAAGGUGCAUUUCACAGACUUUGACCCUCUGAUAAAUAUGCACUUAGAGGAUGCUAAAGUAGCUAAAAAAACUCAAAUUAAUAUCAAACUCCUCAGGAAGGACUACAAGGUAGACAUACAAAAUCUAUGUGCUACAGAUGAACAAGGAACAGUUAUAAUCAUUCAGCGUGAGCCAAAGGAUGAAGGUAAACAGUUAGUAGCGUUCCCUAAAGAGUGGUGUGAUAUGAAACAAGAACGUGUCAAAGUGGUUAUGAUAAAUACAGCACAGCAAGACUAUCAAGAUGUUCAGAAGAAGUUUCUAAAAACCUGCUCCACAUUCAAAAUAGAGAAGAUUGAAAGGAUACAGAAUCCUUACCUGUGGCAGACCUACCAAAUCAAAAAACAGUCCCUGGACAAAAAGAAUAGCAACACAAAUAAUGAGAAUCUCCUAUUCCAUGGAACACCUAGUUCCUCACUGAGCACAAUUAAUUACAAUGGGUUUAAUCGUGGUUUUGCUGGAAAGAAUGGUGCAGUAAUUGGAAAUGGAACCUAUUUUGCUGUUGAUGCCAGUUAUUCUGCUCAGGAUGGAUACUCUAGACCUGAUGGGAGUGGCAGAAAAUACAUGUACCUUGCUCGAGUUCUCACUGGAGAAUAUUGCACUGGAAAAGCAGGAUUAAUCACUCCACCAGCAAAAAACUUGGCAGAUCCUACUGACCUAUAUGAUAGUGUGACUGAUAACAUGGUUCGUCCAUCAAUGUUUGUCAUAUUUAAUGACAUUCAAGCUUAUCCAGAAUACCUUAUUACUUUUAGAAGAUAAGAUUUAUUUUUUAAAAACAGUGGAAGAGAUUUUUUGGUGCCUUUAUUUUGUGAAUAACAUCGCAAGGAUAAUUUUGCUACCAGAAAUUCGAAGAAUGAGAAAAGUACUGACUUUUAUAGCUUUUUAUAUUUUGGUUUAUUGACUCAAAUGACCAUUUAUAUAGCCAAUUGCCUAAAUAUAUAUAAAUAAUAUUAAGAAAAGAGACAAGGUUAAGUAGAUUUUAACAUGCACCCUAACAGUGCUCAUAAUUUUGGUGUCGAUGAGGGUUGUGAGCAAUGUUCCCUCUAAUUUUUGACAGGCCACGUGCGCAAAAAAUUUCUUCUGUGCAAAUUGUUGUGCUUCUGUGCAAAUUUCUGUACACGCGGUGUUUAGGAUCUGUGUGCGUGUGCACACACACACAGCUUAGAGGGAACAGUGGUUGUGAGAAUAGCACAUUCAGGCUAGGCAGAUAGGGCUCUUAGCAGGAAGGGCUGUUGGAUGCAAUUUUUUGUUACCCACAACCUAAAGUAAACUGAAUGUAGCAGGCUGGUGCAUCAGUAAGGAUGCUGUUCCCAGAACACAUCAUAAGGCACUGAAUAGCUGAAAGAGGGUGUCUUUCAAACCGUCAGACGUGUAUGCCACAAGCGGGGGGGCCCCUUGAUCUCAAUUUUUUCCAAGUAUACAUAUUAAUCACUCUCAGCAAAUUACUGCUCCUGGUUAGCUUAGGGUUCAAGGAAAACCCAAAAACAUAGCCACUAAGAUAUAAGUUACAUUCAGUAAAUCGCCUUUGCCCCAUCCUAUUCAUCUCCUACAUACUAGGGCUCAUGUCUAUAUGGGUAUUCUGCACAUUUCUCUGUAUUAUCCAGAUGCCUUUCUUCCCAGGUGCCUAGCUGACUGCUGGUGCUUUUGCACUUCAUUCAGCAUCCUGCAGAAUCAAUAUGUUCAAGUACAAAAUCAAUCCUUCUGGAAUAUUCAAGAUAAUCAUCAUAUUGAGAAAGCUGGCAUUCUUUCUGCACAGCCUUGAGGCAUAAUAAGCCCUUUUUCUGUAGAAUUAUAACCUUGUAUAGAUGGUAACCUCUGGGCAUGGGUUAAAUUCUGAAUUCUAGAAAACAGUUGAAAAACCAUCUAUUGAUAAGCUUCAUAAAGCCAGUUUUAAAAUAUUUGUACUUCUGAAAAUUAGGUACAUUCAUAACAACAGUGAUAUUAACUUCUUAUGCUGCCACUCAUACCACAGGGUCAUAUUUCUGGUGUCUUCAAUAAAGCUGUUAAUUAUUCUGAAUAGUGAAUGGUGUAUUAUAGGGUCAUUAGUUAUACAGCUACCAGAGACACAAUCAAUUAAAAUGAACUUUUGUCUGAA
Molecule: messenger RNA, 6953 nt
Organism: Chelonia mydas (Green sea turtle)
Lineage: Eukaryota; Metazoa; Chordata; Testudines; Cheloniidae
Product: protein mono-ADP-ribosyltransferase PARP14
Exons: 17
Coding region: 155-5617 (1820 amino acids)
Biological process (GO): negative regulation of gene expression
Cellular component (GO): nucleus; cytoplasm
Molecular function (GO): NAD+ poly-ADP-ribosyltransferase activity; transcription corepressor activity
Source: RefSeq, a predicted model, not a curated record